GUCUAUUUCUUAUUUUUUAUUUAAUUAUACAUAACUUAUAAUAGUUGGUGGUUACGAAUACUAAAUCUUGGUUAGUGUAGAAAAAUAAUUAUGUAUAAUGUACAAGUUUAAUAGCCCGUAUAGCCAGAUUAUUUGGGGUAAGUUAAGUCUGUCGGGGGCAAUGUGAAAUCCAGCGUGCGGUUCAAAUGGUAACAUACAUGCUUCCAUAAAACUACCCAACGUCGUUCGGAAGACUCCUCUGCUACAAAUGCACCUUCCUCUCGAGCAUAAUCGAGUUGAGUUUUGAGUUCCUCAACGACCCGUGAAGUCAAUCAGAGGUUAUCAUCUUCGAGAAGUCGUACCUCGGAAGAGCCUCGCCUCCUCAAAACAAUCGGCAAAGGCAAUUUUGCAAAAGUCAAGUUGGCAAAGCACCUUCCAACACAUCCCAACUCUUGGAACCGCCAGCAGAAGUCUUCCCUCCCACCUCCUCCUCGUCGACGUCCGAGGAUAGCAAAUCUUGUUCGUCGUCAUCUGAACUUGAACUCUCAGAUUUAACUUGGUGGCUUUCUCCAUCUUCGUCCUCGAGAUUAUAAUUUUCUCUUCGUCGUCAUCGUCAUCCGAGGAUAGGGAAUCAGGUGCAUUGGGAAAUCGAAGUGUGUAAACUGCCUUGUCUUUCUCUCAACAGCGUGCGGUUUAAACGCAUCUGCGGCACUUUUAUUGGACUUCUCCCACUCCAUCAUGGGGAUUCCAGGGCUUCAUCCAAAGAUUGCCAAUGCCACGGUCCCAUGCCACCUGAAAAGGUUCUUCGGCAGAGUGGCAGCCGUCGACACCUCGGCCUGGAUCCACCGAUGUUGGCAAGUGUCUGGCUCGCCGUCCGCCAGCGUCCGGUUUGUUUUGAGGAGAGUGGAGUUGCUGCACCGCCUCAACAUCAAGCCCCUGAUGAUCUUGGACGGACGCACCCCACAGGCAAAGGAAGAAGAAGUUGCCCGGAGGACAGGAGGACACUGUCCACCCCCCAAACGUCUCAUCUUGAGGAGUCUCGUCAAGAAAUUCCGCAAGAUGAGAGUGGACUACCUCGUCUCGCCCUUCGAGGCUGACGGACAGCUGGCCUUCGUGGAAAAGGUCGAGAUGGCGGACCUCAUCAUCACCGAGGAUGGAGACACCGUGGUGCCGGGGUGUACGAAUAUCUUCUUCAAGAUGAACGCGGAGGGCGAGGGAUUUUGGUUCACUCGGUCACUUCUGUACCGAUGUGUACCUGGAUUCACCUCCGAGUCCUUCAACUUCACCGGAUUCGUGUUUUCCUGUGUCGCUGCUGGAUCCGACUACAUGAAGUCGCCAUAUGGAGUCGGGAUCGUCACUUGCCUCAAGGUCCUCCAGCAAUUCCCUCAAGUCGAGGACAUGGAUGAGUUCAUCUUGAUGCUGCGUGGAAACGUCCCUCAAAUCGAAGAACAAGAUGAGGAGGAAUACCGACAACGCUUUCUUCGUGCUGUGCAAAUGUUCCAGCAUCAGAUAGUUGUGGAUGUCGUGGAGAAGAGGCUUGUUCCGGUAUCCGCUGUGGAUGUUGGUGUGGUUCCUUUCGCGGACGAGUAUUUUGGAGAUGAGUUGGGGAUGGAGGUGGCCAAGGGAAAUGUUGACCUGAACACGAUGCGGGCUGUGGAUGACUUCGACCCGUCAGCUGCUGAGAACUUUGGUCAGGAUCGUACAUCAAUUUGGCAUCCGAAUUACGACCCGACCAAGAGAAUCCAGCACGAAAUGCAGCCUCUCAUCAUCCCUCCGUUUCUUCCCCGCAAGUUCAAAUGCACCAGGUGCCAGAAGGGCUUCAAGACGAGGGAAAAGCUGCUUCUCCACUUGGCCACUCCUCACCCUAAGCUCUUCCACUGCCUCCUGUGCAACUAUUCGUGUUACCGUUCCGGCACUCUUCUUCGCCAUACGAGGGGCGUUCAUCAAGAGGAGAGACCCUUCCAGUGCCCCCUUUGUCAACGAAGGAUGAAGAUUGGGGCCAAUCUUGAUACUCACAUCCGAUGGCAUGCCGGUGGGCGGAACUUUAAGUGCCACCUCUGCAGUUUCCUAUUUACCAACAAGGGGAACAUGCAGGUCCACAUUGCUCUCGUCCAUGAGAAGAAGAAGGAUGUUGUUUGUGGGAAAUGCGGAGCAGAUUUUGGACGGAAGUCGGAUUUGAAGGUCCACGACAAGGCCAAGCAUCAAGGAGUGAAGUUUCCAUGUCCCCGCUGUGGCGAAGAAUUCACAGCUCAGUCAUCAGUCUCGAACCAUAUCAAGGCUGUUCACGAAAAGAUCAAGGACUUCCAGUGCGACGUAUGCGGCUCAAGUUUCGCCAAGAAGGCGCAUUUGGAUAGACACACCAAAGGAGUCCACCUUAACCUGAGGCCGUUUGCCUGCGAUUGCGGUUCUACUUUCGCCAACGCUUCGCACUUGAAGCGGCACAAGGCCCAGAGCUGCGCCAUGCAGCAAUAAUCACCUAAAUACUUAUUUAAACACUUAAUUUUAGUCAAUCGUGAAAUAACCACCAACUUUAAUUUUAGUUCGAGGUCAAUUAAGUAGCAUGUAAAGGUCAUACUAAAGGUCAAGGUCAAAUU
Messenger RNA from Folsomia candida, 2573 nucleotides. RefSeq names its product exonuclease 1-like. The record is from RefSeq and is a predicted model, not a curated record. Gene Ontology annotation, cellular component: nucleus. Gene Ontology annotation, biological process: regulation of transcription by RNA polymerase II. Gene Ontology annotation, molecular function: DNA-binding transcription activator activity, RNA polymerase II-specific; RNA polymerase II cis-regulatory region sequence-specific DNA binding; nuclease activity. Lineage: Eukaryota; Metazoa; Arthropoda; Collembola; Entomobryomorpha; Isotomidae. Bases 718 to 2451 code for a protein of 577 amino acids. The transcript is spliced from 6 exons.